ACGAUAAAAGUAUGGACGAUAUAAUUGUCGAUUCUAAAGAAGAGCUUAAAGUGAUUUCAACUGACACGGUGGACAGUCGGAAGAAAAUAAGAAAAAAACGAAAUGUUACGGACAUUGAAAUAGAAGAAAACUUUGAAGAGAAUUAUGUGACCAAGAAAAAUGUUGCAGAAGGAAUGAUGGACUUAGCACUUUUAAGUGCUAAUUCAAACCAACUGCGCUUCAUUCUCACCUACAACACAGAAUCAUCAACCUUUUACAUAAGUUUGGGUUUGAUAAUCUUAUCACUAGCUCUGCAAGUUUCUGUUGGAAUUGCACUUAUUUUGAAGCGAAAAAGUGCAAACAAGUCUCGAGUCAUACGAACAAAUCAGUUUCUAGUUGCUGGAAUCUUCAUCAUAACCUUUGUAAAUGUUUUGAUAGCUGCUUUCACAACAACAGGAACAAGUGAUAAAACGGACACAAAUUGAAGGUUGAAAAUUGUG
Molecule: messenger RNA, 479 nt
Organism: Episyrphus balteatus (marmalade hoverfly)
Lineage: Eukaryota; Metazoa; Arthropoda; Insecta; Diptera; Syrphidae
Product: ninjurin-B
Exons: 3
Coding region: 12-464 (150 amino acids)
Biological process (GO): cell adhesion; tissue regeneration
Cellular component (GO): membrane
Source: RefSeq, a predicted model, not a curated record